Mobula hypostoma (lesser devil ray) is the source of this 1535-nucleotide messenger RNA. It is a transcript of the gene uqcrc2b, whose product is annotated as cytochrome b-c1 complex subunit 2, mitochondrial. Gene Ontology annotation, molecular function: metal ion binding. The transcript is spliced from 14 exons. Gene Ontology annotation, cellular component: mitochondrion. Bases 73 to 1446 code for a protein of 457 amino acids. NCBI's taxonomy places the organism in Eukaryota, Metazoa, Chordata, Chondrichthyes, Myliobatiformes, Myliobatidae. The record is from RefSeq and is a predicted model, not a curated record.
UACUGUGUGUGUCUUGGAGGAUCACGGCCGCCAUACUGUGUGUCCCGAGCACCAGCGGGCGACGCAGGGACGAUGAGGUCGGUGAGGAGGGUGAAUUCUGCGCUCACAAACCUCGCCACCAAGAGGUUCUACUCCGUGAAAUCCGCGCUCAAGGGUGAGCACGCAGCAGCCACAGAGAAGCUCCCACCCCAGGUUCCUGAGGUGUCCAAAUUGCGAAAUGGAUUGGUGAUAGCCUCCCUGGAGAAUUACUCUCCAACCUCGAAGAUUGGAGUAUUUAUAAAGGCGGGCAGUAGAUAUGAGAGACCCGGGAACUUGGGCAUCACUCAUGCCCUCCGGCUGGCAGCCGACUUGACCACCAAGGGAGUAUCGUCGUUCAGAAUAACCCGUGGCAUUGAAGGAGUUGGGGGCAGUCUGAGUGUGACGUCGACCAGGGAACACAUGACCUACACGGUGGAGUGCGUGCGUGACUAUGUUGACACAGUGAUGGAGUAUCUGAUCAACGUUACCACCGCCCAGGAAUUCAGGCCAUGGGAACUGAAGGAACUCCGUUCAAAGCUGGGACUCGACAAGGCCAUUGCCUAUCAGAACCCUCAGACAGGUGUUCUGGAGAACCUGCAUGCUGCUGCUUAUCGUAAUGCCCUGAGUAAUCCCCUCUACUGUCCGUCUUUCAUGAUGGGUCAGCACACGACAGAACAGCUGCACCAAUUUGUACAAAGUAAUUUCACAACAGGAAGGAUGGCUCUUGUUGGGCUGGGUGUGAGCCACGAGGUCUUGAAGCAGGUGGGUGAGCACUACUUCAACAUGAGGAGCGGUAUCGGCGCACCAGGCACUGCCGCCAAGCUUCGUGGAGGUGAAGUCCGUGAGGAGAACAGAGAUGCUCUAGUUCAUGCAGCUGUGGUGGCAGAGAGUGUACCCGCUGGUUCACCUGAGGCCCUCUCAUUCGGGGUCUUACAACAGGUUCUUGCUGCUGGCCCUUAUGUUAAAUGGGGCAGUAACACAUCCAGCAAGUUGUACCAGGCGAUUCUAAAGAAAAAUACAGGGCCAUUCGAUGUUUCAGCAUUCAAUGCUGGCUACUCUGACUCUGGGCUGUUUGGCAUCUACACCAUCUCACAGUCUGCUUCUGCAAGUGACGUGAUCAAGGCUGCCUUGACUGAAGUCAAAAACGUAGCUCAAGGCAAUAUCACCGAGGAUGACCUGGCGUGUGCCAAAAGCCAGCUCAAAGCCAAGUGCCUGAUGGCCGUUGAGACGUCGGACGGGCUGCUGGAUGAGAUCGGCUCUCAGGCCCUGCUGACCGGCACGUGCGUGCCCACCCCUGAACUGGUUCAGCGGGUCGACUCUGUGGCCGUUACAGACGUGGUGAACGCCGCAAAGAAAUUUGUAUCUGGUAAGAAGUCGAUGGCUGCCAGCGGAAAUCUGGCCAACACACCGUUUGUUGAUGAAUUGUAAACUUAUUCCGUAACCUGGCCAAGUGGUGUUGGCACAUUCACUGCUAAUAAAAUAUAGAUCAUUGUCCCAGUCAGCAGUGUCAGAGUCAU